AUGAAAUUGAACCUCGAGACUCGUUACGAAUGGAAAGGUAUUAACAAAGAAACAGUCAUUCGUUCGAUCGUUCUAUUAACAUUGAAUGAUCACGAACAAAUCAUUCGCCAUGAAGAACGAUGGAAUGGAGAACCAAUUCCAAAUGCAGAAUCGGGAUUUUUUGGAAGAAUUAAAGAAGCAUUGCGUCAUGCAACAGGAAGUCUAGUGCAUGCAGCAGUUGAUAGCGAAAAACCAGUGGAGAAGCACUAA
Messenger RNA from Adineta ricciae, 249 nucleotides. NCBI's taxonomy places the organism in Eukaryota, Metazoa, Rotifera, Eurotatoria, Adinetida, Adinetidae. The record is from the annotation of a GenBank genome assembly.